AUGCUGCCACUACUUCUGAAAUAUGGAUUGAAUGUUGAUUUUGCGCUACGCCCUGCGAUAUUUGACGGAAAUUACGCUCAAGUGCAAAUUCUGCUGGAAAAUGGAGCAGAUAUCAAUGCAAUUGGUCGUUUUAAUAACACUCCACUUCACGAAGCAGUCUCUGGGGGUCUUGAGAAUAUUGUGAAACUGCUUCUAGACCAUGGAGCAGAUAUCAAUGCAAUUGGUAAUUUUAAUAACCCUCCACUUCAUGAAGCAGUCUCUGGUGGUCAUGAGGCUAUUGUGAAACUAUUUCUAGACCAUGGAGCAGGUAUCAAUGCAAAUGGUAAUUUUAAUGACACUCCACUUCAUGAAGCAGUCUCUGGGGGUCUUGAGCAUAUUGUGAAACUGCUUCUAGACCAUGGAGCAGAUAUCAAUGCACAGAAUAUGCGUAGCCAAACCCCUCUUCACAAAGCAGCCUCUGGUGGUCAUGAGGCUAUUGCAAAACUGCUGCUGGAAAAUGGAGCAGAUAUCAAUGCACAGAAUAUGCGUAGCCAAACCCCUCUUCACAAAGCAGCCUCUGGUGGUCAUGAGGCUAUUGCAAAACUGCUGCUGGAAAAUGGAGCAGAUAUCAAUGCACAGAACAUACGUAGCAAAACCCCUCUUCAUGACGCAGCCUCUGGUGGUCAUGAGGCUAUUGUGAAACUAUUUCUAGACCAUGGAGCAGAUAUCAAAACACAAGGCGGGAUGGCUCUCUGGUUGGCAGCGGUAGAAGGCAAUGAGGGCUGCGAAGAUAUCGUGAAACUGCUUCUGGAUCAUGGUGCAGAUGUCAACAAAGAAUGCUUUGGUGGGGCUCCACUUAUCAAAGCUGUAUCAAAGGGCUGCGAAGAUAUCGUGAAACUGCUUCUGGAUCAUGGUGCAGAUGUCAAUAGAGGUAAUUGGAAUGGGACUCCACUUCAGCAGGCAGCAUCAUGUAACCACGAAGUUAUCUGGAGACUCCUCUUCAACUAUGGCGCAAAUGUCAACACUACGAGUGGGUAG
Messenger RNA from Talaromyces proteolyticus, 1017 nucleotides. Its product is annotated as ankyrin repeat-containing domain protein. The coding region runs from base 1 to 1017 and encodes 338 amino acids. The transcript has 2 exons. NCBI's taxonomy places the organism in Eukaryota, Fungi, Ascomycota, Eurotiomycetes, Eurotiales, Trichocomaceae. Gene Ontology annotation, molecular function: protein binding. Gene Ontology annotation, cellular component: nucleus; cytoplasm. The record is from RefSeq and is a predicted model, not a curated record.